UCAUGCGGUAGCCGAAGCAGCGAGAACUGAUCGACGCCUAUCAGAGGACGCAAAACAAGUGGGACAUUGUCGGAUGCUGAAGUCAUCUUUUUUAGAUGCCUCGUCUUGCGUCUCGGCCCCACUAACGCUGUUGGCGCUUUUAAGGUCUCUCCGAGGUCCCGGUUUUCGCAGGUUGGGCCGCUUAGAAUUUUGAAACACUCGAUAAUGAGUAAGUAUAACGGUGAGCUGACCCAGAGGGAGCAGGAGCUGCUGAAGAUCCGUCGAGACAGCGACACCAAGGCGGCUGAGCUCGUCAAGAUGGAGAAGAUGCUGCAGCAGACCAAGGACAUGCUGGACAAGAAGACAGAGCCCGGCGCAGAGAGCAUGGCCUACCAGGAGAACAUGGUGGAGGAUCUGGAGGAGAAAGUGCGCUCCAGCAGACGCUACAGGAGGAACUCCCUCCACCACACGCAGAUGCUGGAGAGUCAGAUGAAGACGGUGAAAGGGGAGCUGGUGGGCACACUGGACCACCUGCACGAGCUGAGGAACGUCCUGCGCCGCUCCCAGCAGAAGGCGGAGGAGCGCAAGGCGGCGAUGGAGAAGCUGGCGGCGGGGCUCAGGUGAACCGCUCCUCGAUCCGGAAAAAAAACACACACACACGAGGUCGUUGUUCAAGAUCCGUCGGGGCCGCACUGGCUACGUGGUCAAAGAAAGAGACACCGGGCCGCGGCGUUGGACCUCUUCCUCUGCACCAUUUGGCGUCACACAAGACUGCACUGAGGUACUGACUGUGGGAUUUCAGAAGCCGCGUGUGACGAAUGAUUGAGAAAUAGCACCUUCCUCUUCCCUUUGCUUUUUGUUUCUUAUUCUUCUCCCCGUUGUCUCAAUACUCUCGCAUUGCGAGGGCUUUGCAUUGACAUGCUUUGAAUUUCACAGCCCUGGUCUCUGUGUCGUGUGGAAACAACCUGAGGACGAUCAUAAGUCACCGCUGCUUCGGGACACUGUCAUAAAUCAUACACGCAGAAUUCCUUAGUCCUGUGAAUUGUCUUUGUUUUUCUCUGAAGAUUGCAGUUUGUUGUUGUUGUUGUUGUUGUUGUUGUUGUUGUUGUUGUUGUUGUUGUUGUUGUAGUGUUUCGCUCGCAGCCCAUGCUCUCUCAUACAUGUUUUUUUCUUCGUGGUUGCUCUGUGUUCAUCCAUUUAUGAAAGAAAAUAUCUUUCAUAUCCACUUAUAUUUUUCCAUCAGGAGUCCAAUUUGUAUUCACUAAACCAAUGCGAUGACUAGCACGUAAUUUGUCUUUUACAAUCUCAGUCUGCGGAUUCAUCAACUUCUUAGUUGUUGUAAUGGUGUCAUGUUUUUUAUCCAAAAGUACUCUUAUUCAAGAAUUAUAAAUACUGGCUGUAUUUGGAGCUACCGCUCAGCUACGGUAAAUCAACAGAAGAAGAAGAAAAGCACUGGAAUAACUGUUUAACUGUUUUGUAAUUCCCUGCCGGGGGCAUGAAGAUAAAUCAACCCUGAGAUGUGAACAGUAAAACGGUGCAUCACGGGCAGAUAUGAAAAGCCAUACACAUGGAAAGACGCAGAUGCAUUUCUUUUUCUUUGUAAUGCAAAAAAAAAGAAAAAAAGAGUAUGUCUAGUGGUGUUCAGAAACUUUCCGUCUCCCUAUGUGGGAUCAAUUGUCUGUUGUCUGUUUCCUGCGGUGAGUCAUCUGAAAGCUGCAUGUGUGCUCCCCCCCCCCCCCCCAUGGCUGAGAUGUAAUCACAUCUAAUUCAGGGGAGGCCGGUUUCACACAUCAUGUCACAUGCUGUGACGCUGACCUCAACAUUUAACUGUCAUCAUAACACCGUUACUGGCCAAAAGGCAUCUUCAUGAUAUACAUCUGCAUGUUAUCCUAUGGGCCCUGCCUCUGAUUUUAAUGAAUGCCAUCCCAAACGCUGUCAUAUCUUUUGCUGACAUGUAAGCAAUGCAUAUACGUGUUGUAUGAA
This is a messenger RNA of Scophthalmus maximus (turbot), 1962 nucleotides long. RefSeq lists its product as uncharacterized. NCBI's taxonomy places the organism in Eukaryota, Metazoa, Chordata, Actinopteri, Pleuronectiformes, Scophthalmidae. The transcript has 2 exons. The record is from RefSeq and is a predicted model, not a curated record. Bases 205 to 603 code for a protein of 132 amino acids.